Molecule: messenger RNA, 1203 nt
Organism: Daktulosphaira vitifoliae (grape phylloxera)
Lineage: Eukaryota; Metazoa; Arthropoda; Insecta; Hemiptera; Phylloxeridae
Product: oxysterol-binding protein-related protein 11
Exons: 5
Coding region: 170-871 (233 amino acids)
Source: RefSeq, a predicted model, not a curated record
UUUAUAAAAAAUCGUUAAUAUUUUUAUUAAAUUAUUUUAAGAAGUAUAAAUAAAUCAUUAUUAUUUUAUUAGAUAUGUUUUUUUUUAUUUUAUUUUAGUUAACUCAUUUUCUUUAAAAAUAAUUAAUUUUAAUUAUUUUUAUGUUUGAUUUUUUUUAUUGGGAUUGACUAUGGAUACAGUUGGUGUUGAUUUUUUAGCUCAAAUUCAAGAAGGUCAGUUGUAUAAAUAUACUAAUGUUGUUAAAGGAUGGCAACAUAGAUGGUUUAUUUUAGAUCCAAAAGGAGGAACCUUAUGCUAUUAUUUGAGUGAAAAUGAUACAAAACAACAGCCGAGAGGGUGUAUUCAUUUAGAAUCUGCAGUAAUUUCACCUAGUGAAGAAGAUUCUAAUACAUUCAGUGUUAAUUCUUGGACAGGAGAAUGUUAUAAACUGAGAGCUGCAGAUGCUCGUGCUAGACAAGAUUGGGUAAAUCGUUUAAGAGCUACUGCUGAAUAUCAUUCACAAAAAAAUGUUCAGGUUGGGUUGACAGAUUCAAGAAGUAGUCAAGUUACAGAUUUUUGUCCAAGUGGAAUGAAAAGAUCAUUGGCUAAUGCACGACAGUAUUUAUCGCAAGCUGAAAAUAGUUUUGUUGAUAUUGUACGAAUUAUAGAAAAAUUGCCAUCUCAAGGUACGCGAUUGAAGAGUACAGACCCAGAUUUGUUAAUAAUGAAAGCUACUACACAAUCAAUGAUGUGUGCUUUAGAAAAUUGUUAUAAAAUACUUCAACAAUCCAGCAUUGAGAAACCAAUUGUUCGAACUUAUUCCUUUUUAAACUCAAAACCAUCAUUAUCUUCAACCCAUUCUAAAAGAAAAAGUCACUCUCAAAGUAAUUAACAGCUAGGAAUGUUACAAUUAUAUGUAUUGUAUGCUGUGAUGUAUUAAUUUUAUCAUACAAACAUUUAAAUUUAUUAUUACAAUUAAUUUUAUUAUUAUUUCAACAUAUUAACUAUUUUACUACUUUAUUAUUGUCUUUCAUAAAUUAUUCAAAUAAUAAUUCCUUAGAAUAAUUAUUUUAUGAUAUGCUGAAGGGUACUCUAUUUAUAAAUUAUGAUAGUUUAUUUAUAAUUAGUGAUAAUUUAAUGAUGGAUUUAAGAACAUAUGAAUUUGUUUUCUAAUACAUCAAUAUCUAUUAGUAUUCGUUUUACAAUAAAAUUAAAAUAUUGUGA